Messenger RNA from Closterium sp. NIES-67, 1418 nucleotides. The record is from the annotation of a GenBank genome assembly. NCBI's taxonomy places the organism in Eukaryota, Viridiplantae, Streptophyta, Zygnematophyceae, Desmidiales, Closteriaceae.
CUGUGCAAUUGAGCAGAGCGCAGUGCGCCUCACCAUUUGACCCCUCCGCCUCACCCAACCAAACUGAACCCAAGCAUCACGACAUAAAAUCCGUUACUGUCUUGAUUCACAGGGAACGGGAGAGAGCACAGGACCUGGAGAGAGUGCAGUACAGUAUACUGUACUAAAACAAGAGUGAGCUUGCUGAGGCAAGCUUGCUGGGAAAAAGUACUGAGGCGGCUGGAGCGGAGAGGAGUUAGCCAGCAAGGCCGUCCUUAGCCGGUGCUGGUGUGCUGGUGCUUGCUCAGUUUUUGUCUCUUUUGUUUCUAGCUCCUAUUAUUCAAGGAGUCCGAGACAUGGCUGCUGCAGGAUGGCUGGAUGUGACCAUCAUCGGUGCGAGGGAACUUAAGGACACCGAGAUCUUCGGCAUGCAAGAUCCGUACGCGGUUCUCACGUACGGCCAGCAGAAACACCGCACCAAGACGCACAAAGACGGACACACGUCACCCGUGUGGAACACGACUUUCCGCCUGAACGUGAUCCAUGGCGUCGACGAUGCUUUCUUCGAGGUCUGGAACGAGAACAAGAAGGCGGAUGACAAGAUCGGAUACUGCAAGGUGAACAUUCGACAGGCCUUCAGCUAUCCAGUGUGGGACACGUGGCAUCCUCUCUUCACUCCCAAGGGCAGGCAGCAGGGAAACCUUCGCCUUGCCUUGAAGUAUUACCCGCCUGUCGGUGCGCCUGGUGCCCCUGCAGCAGCAGCAGCAGCAGCAGCCUCUCACUCCGCCCCUCCCCCUCAGGGCUAUCCCCAGCAGCACGCCCCUGCCCCUGCCGGCCACGCCCCCCCACCAUCCGGUUACCCCGGUUACCCGCCCCAGGGCGGUUACCCCCCGCAGGGCGCCUACCCUGGCGCUGCUCCUGUGCCCUAUGGUGCUCCUCCCCCCGGCCAUGCUCCCGCGCCCUACGGCGCCCCGCCCCCCCAAGGCUACCCCCCUGCUGGGCAUGCUCCCGCUCCCUAUGGUGCUCCUCCCCAAGGGUACCCUCCCCAGGGUUACCCGCCCCAGGGUUACCCUGGGUAUGGUGCGCCUCCUCCCCACGCAGCUCCUCAUGUGCAGCAUGCUCCCAAGCCGGCUGUGGUGGUGGUGCAUGGGCAUGGCCACCAUCAUCAUCACAAGUUCAAGGGGCGCAAGGGUUUCUUCGGCAAGCGCAAGGGAUUGUUUGGGAAACGCAAGGGGUUUUUGGGGAAGCGCAAGGGGUUGUUUGGAAGGAAGGGCUUUUUCUAGAGAAAUGCCAGAGAAUGCCUUGCCAGGAUGGCAUGCACUGAUUGAUAAGGGGCUCUCUCUCACCUGCAGAUGUAGUUAUGAUUAUAUGCAAUAUAUAUAUCCGUGUGCGGAAACAUAUGAUACAAUUACUAAAAAAAAUAACAUUCUUGUUUUUGA